AGCUGAUCAGAGGGAGUGGGUGGUGGACACACGCCGCCAACGAUGUCUGAAGACUUUCAUUAGUGGACAAGACCUGGUUCCUCAUGCGUGACGUGAGAACACUCGGGAGGACUUCGCAGAGGAACCAGAAGCCAAAAAAAGGGUUCUUCAGCCGCCUUUGAGAGGAGCGAUGUCCUGGUUGUCACCCGUGUCCUGGGCCAAAUGGACCUGGACCGCCGUGCGAGGAGGAGAGGAAGGGGAGGAAGGAGAGGAAGGGAGCGAGAAGGUGCCUAGGGAAGAGGAGGAGGAGGAGGAUGAUGAGGAGGAGCGAUCGCAAGGCUGCAGCUCGGACUCAGAUGGUCACUUCGACACCCCCGAGGCAGCGACUCCCGUCCACGGCCCGCCCAAGGUCCCGGCAGAGCUGGGGAGAGCCAACAAAACAGAUGUGGAGCAAGACCAGGACCUGAUUGUCACAGCUCCAUUUGUGGAGGAUAAUAGUUGGCUCUGCCACAACAUGGGUCAAGAUGAGCCUGUGCAAGACCCACUGGAGAAGACCACCAGUUGCCUAGGAGCACAACAACAUGGCAACCUGUCAAAGCCCAAAGACUCUCAGCCAACCUUUGAUUUAUUCUUAGACAAAGUGGCAAAAAGCACAGUUCCAUUGAUAGAACCACCUUGUGAAGAGGCACUGGUUCCAGAAGUGGCAAAAGGCACAGUUCCAUUGACAGAUCCACCUUAUAAAGACCUAUUGGUUCAAGAAGUGACAACAUACACAGAUCUUUUGACAGAACCACCUUGUGAAGAGGCACUGCUUCCAGAAGUGGCAAAAAGCACAGUUCCAUUGACAGAUCCACCUUAUAAAGACCUAUUGGUUCCAGAAGUGUCAAAAUACACAGAUCUCUUGACAGAACCCCCUUGUGAAGAGGCACUGGUUCCAGAAGUGGCACAAUGCACAGUUCCAUUGACAGAUCCACCUUAUAAAGACCGAUUGGUUUCAGAAGUGUCAAAAUACACAGAUCUCUUGGCAGAACCACCUUGUGAAGAGGCACUGGUUCCAGAAGUGGCAAAAUGCACAGUUCCAUUGACAGAUCCACCUUUAAUAGACGUAUUGCUUCCAGAAGUGUCAAAAUAUACAGUUCCAUCGACAGAACCACCCUGUGAAGAGGCAUUGGUUCCAGAAGUGGCACAAUUCACAGUUCCAUUGCCAGAACCACUUUGUAACACAAUUGCUUUCUUAGAUAAAGACCCAAAUCCGGAUUUUGCUCCAGCUUUUUCCAUUGUCCGUGGAAUUGAUUCGAUCCAAUUCAGUCAAGCUGAACUCAACCCUGCUGUGAGUUUCCCAGAAGAGAAACCUCUUGUUGAUUCAGAACCACAAGGCAAUAGUGUAGUCAACCAGGCAGUUGAGUCCAGUUCAAAAACUAAAACACGCAAAUCUAAACCGCAAUCCUUGGCACUAAAGGACACAUCCAGGGAGGAAGUACAACAAUCAAACGAGGAGGAACAACACCUUGUUCCCAAAGCCUCUUAUAACUUUGACCCUGACCAGUUAGAUGAUUGCUUUAAUCCUUUCACUAGUGGAGGAUCCAAAAUCCAGAACUCUCCACCACCAUGCAGUACAAUAGCCUUCCCAAGACUUGAGCCACUUGGUAGUGCUUUGUUGACCUGCGAGGACAGCGCGGCAGCAGCUUCAGCAGAGGAAUCAACUUUGGAGGCAAAACCCAUGAUUCUGGAGUUUGUUGUGGAUGAGGGCACAGUCAAAAAGCCACCGCCAAAGAAAUUAGGAAACAGAAAGACAACCAGCAAACUCAAAAAGGAAGUAAAACCCAAAGUGCCAGAAACUUCCUGUGAACCUGCACCAGAACCUGUCGUAUCAGAAUCAGUUCCAGACCCAGCAUCUCUUUCUGAGCCAGCUCCAGAAACACAUUUGCCUGUUUCAGACUCCACUGUGCCUCUAAACCUGGACGACGUUCCCAUUCCUCGCAAGGGAACAUAUAACUUUGACCCCGCUCAGUGGGAUGACCCCGACUUCAACCCCUUCGGGAGCAACAGCAAGGUGGACAGUUCACCAGUGCUCCCCGGAGGCUCCUACACCUUCGACCCGGACACGUUGGACAACUCUGCGGACCCUUUCAAACCCUCCAAGACCCUGGGUAACGAGGAUUCGUCCGGUCGUUCCCCUCAGCCGGAGAAAAAACAGGAAGACGGAAGCAAAGGGAAAACAGAGCACCCGGCGGGCGUAAAGAAAGUUCGGCAAAGCGCCAAGAAAAGCAAAGAAAGGACGGCCAAGAAGACCUGUAAAGUUGACCAACAUGAUGAGAGCCAGUCCCAGACGUGCAAGCAGGAAGAGGAGGUUCAGAGCCCGGAGAUCUCGCAGCGAGUUCACCACGCCACUGACGAGGAGAAGCUGGCGUCCACGGGCAUCGCGGGUCAGACCGCAGACCACCACCAACCCAGAGGGGAGUCUGACCAUGCCAACAAGAAGCCAAUCAUGCCCAUCAAAGACGACGAGGAGACCAAGAAGAUCCACUGCAAGGAGCAAAAGAACAUGAUCGCUUCCAAAGAAGAUGUCGUAAGUAAAGAUGCAUGUGAGACAUGCGUGGAUGUGACCAGUGCCACAGACACAGAGGUGGUGUCUCCAGACAAACUACCUCUGAGUGAGAUGGACAAGGCUGCAGUGCUCACUCUCAUCAGAGAGGAGAUCAUCGCUAAAGAGGUGGAAGUCAAUGAGUGGAAGACAAAGUACGAGCAGAGCCGAGCUGAGGUUCUGGAGAUGAGGAGCAUUGUUGCAGAGUAUGAGAAGACAGUUGCACAGAUGAUUGAGGAUGAACAGCAGCAGAAGACACUGUCCUGCAGUAAGUCAGUCAGGCAGCUCACCAUGGAGAGGGACCAGGCCCUGGCCGACCUCAACUCUGUGGAACGCUCCUUCGCCGACCUCUUCAGGAGGUAUGAAACCAUGAAGGGGGUCCUGGAGGGCUUCAAGAAGAAUGAGGAAGCGCUGAAGAAGUGUGCCCAGGACUACUUGACACGCAUCAAGCAGGAGGAGCAGCGAUACCAAACCCUCAAAGUGCAUGCGGAGGAGAAACUGGAUAGGGCCAAUGAGGAGAUAGCGCAGGUACGAUCUAAGGCCAACUCGGAGGGCGUGGCGCUGAAUGCCAGCCUGAGGAUGGAGCAGAUGAAGGUGGACUCGCUGGAAAUGGCCGUCGUUCAGAAAAAUCAGGAGAUUGAGGAACUCACUAAGAUCUGCGAUGAGCUUAUCGCCAAGCUUGGAACGGAAUAAUAUCACGUGGCAUCACUUUUCAAAGGCGCGCACAAAACAACUGACUCAUGGUUGAGUGUGUGUGUGAACGUCAUAUUCCAACGCCUGCCUCAUAACAAAAUAUGGAUUCAGACCACUGCUCAAUAGGACUCUUUGGCAUACACAAGUCAUGCUCAAUACAUUAGAAAUAGACAAAAAAAUUGACUUAUUUCAGUCAUUUUAUUAUAAAAGUGAUAUGUACACAAAUUAAUGUAAUCUAUUUGAAAUGUUUAUUUAUUUUCAUAUUGAUGAUUGGAACUGAGAACUCAUGAAAAUCCCAAAUUCAGUCCUCAGAAAAUUUGAAUAUUAUUGUCAGAGUUUGUAGGUGCCGAACCCCAAGAUGCAGGCGGAAGGCAUUGUGCAAGAAAACAUGAUUUAAUUAAACACUAUGGCAAAACAACAAAGAAAAGGGUAACAAAAGGCGCGCACAAGGCGGAGAACAAACUUGGCUAUUAACUAAAAUAGCACAGAGGCUAACUGUGGACAAGAAACAAAAACACUUACUGUGACACGCAGGAACUAAGACAUGAGCAGAGUGAAACAAAAGUAGACAGAGCUACAACGACAAGUAUUAAGACAGGUAGUAAUGACAUUGGCAAUGACAAUAAUCCAGCACUGACUGGAGGGGAAGGCAGGUUUAAAUAGCAGCUGACUGAUUGACACCAGGUGUGGCCAGGUGCCAAUCAGCCACAGCUGAGGGGAAGCAGCACUCAGGGAGACAAUCAGGAAUUGAAGACAAAAUAAAAAGCGCUGACAGAAAACUAAGACAAACGCAGAGGAAAAACUAAAACACAGUCAAACUGUCAGGGACAAGCCUGACAAUUAUGACCAAAAAAAAAGGAUGAACAUGAAAAGUAUGAACACUCAAUACUCAUUAGGUAUCUGGAUACUGAAAUAUCGAUACCGCCAGAUCAUUAUGCUCUAAUAUCGAUCCUCAAAUCAAAAUAUAGAUACUUUUGAUACUUUAGUUCGGGACUAACUUUUUUGUAAUUCCUUUUUCUGAUGUUGAUUAUUCAUAAAGGAUGAAUAAAUACAUCAAUGACUUUUCUGUUUUGUUUGAUCAGCCGUUUUACUGCCGUGUUGCAGGCAUCCUAAAUACACAUUUACAAAAUCUUUAUAUGUAAAUAUCUCAUUUCACAACAUACCUGUAUAUAUUUGCCACUUCUAGUCCGGUGCGGCUAAAAUAUGAAAAAAAAAUCAUGUUUUUCCUUCUAGAAUUUAGUGGGUGCGUCUUAUAUACCGGUGUGGCUUGUUUUAUUUUAAUUGUUUUAAUUGACCUAUGUUUUGUACAGCGCUUUGUCAUUUCCAUCAGUUAAAAGCGCUUUAUAAAUAAAAUUUAGUUUCUUACUUAAGUGAUAUUCAAAUUUUUUGAGGUACUGAAUUUGGGGAUUUUCAUCAGUUUUCAGUUAUAAUCAUCAAAGUCAAUCAAAGUUUAUUUCUAUAGUCCUAAGUCACGAGUGUCUCAAAGGGCUGCACAAGCCACAACGACAUCCUGGGCUCAGAUCCCACAUCAGGGCAAGGAAAAACUCAACCCAAUGGGAUGACAAUGAGAAACCUUGGAAGGGGACCGCAGAUGUAUGAACACCCAAUACUCAUUAGGUAUCUGGAUACUGAAAUAUCGAUACCGCCAGAUCAUUAUGCUCUAAUAUCGUUCCUCGAAUCAAAAUAUCAAUACUUUUAUAUAUAUAUUUUCCUGUUUUAUUUUAAUUAUUUUAAUUGACCUACGUUUUGUACAGCGCUUUGUCAUUUCUACCAGUUAAAAACGCUUUAUAAGUAAAAUGGAGUUACUUACUUAAGUUAUAUUAAAAAAAUUUUGAGGUACUGAAUUUUAGGAUUUUCAUUAGUUUUCAGUUAUAAUCAUCAAAGUCAAUUAAAGUUUAUUUCUAUAGCCCUAAAUCACGAGUGUCUCAAAGGGCUGCACAAGCCACUAUGACAUGACUUGGCUCAGAUCCCCAUAUUUGCCAACCCUCCCAGAUUUUCCGGGAGACUCCCGAAAUUCAGCGCCAGUUCUUGGUUUCUUAUGUGGGUUUAUUGUUAGGCAGUUUCAUUAACGUCCUCCCAGAGUGGCAACAACACACAACAACAGCAGUCACUUUUUUGUAUACCGUAAAGCAGUUCGUCUGCCGUAAACAGCAAUGUUGUGACACUCUUAAACAGGACAAUACUGCCAUCUAGUGCAUUUGAUGAAAGCACUUUUGUGCGUGCCACACAGCAAUGCAUCAUCAGAGAGGGUGUUCAGCAUGGUUCGACAAAUAGUGACAGAGAAUAGAACAAGGAUGGACAAUUCAACCCUUAACUCAACAAUGAGUAGAUGAGUGUUAUGUGUGUGUAUAUGUGUAAAUAAAUGAACACUGAA
This is a messenger RNA of Nerophis lumbriciformis (worm pipefish), 5630 nucleotides long. It is a transcript of the gene tacc1, whose product is annotated as transforming, acidic coiled-coil containing protein 1. Gene Ontology annotation, biological process: nuclear migration; mitotic spindle organization; cerebral cortex development. Gene Ontology annotation, cellular component: cytoplasm. Lineage: Eukaryota; Metazoa; Chordata; Actinopteri; Syngnathiformes; Syngnathidae. The record is from RefSeq and is a predicted model, not a curated record.